Messenger RNA from Ipomoea nil (Japanese morning glory), 1701 nucleotides. RefSeq names its product F-box/FBD/LRR-repeat protein At1g13570-like. The record is from RefSeq and is a predicted model, not a curated record. The coding region runs from base 67 to 1347 and encodes 426 amino acids. Gene Ontology annotation, molecular function: protein binding. Lineage: Eukaryota; Viridiplantae; Streptophyta; Magnoliopsida; Solanales; Convolvulaceae. The transcript is spliced from 4 exons.
GCCCAAACAUCAGAGUUGAAGAAUAGAAGGAUUUUAGCUUUUGAUUUCGGGUGACCCAUCAAUUUAAUGGGUCGACGUCGGCUAAUCAAAACCACCGUAGCGGAUGCAAGUAGGGAUUUAAUAAGUCCUCUCCCGGUAGAGAUAAAGCACAGAAUUUUGGAGUGUUUGCCCACCCAAGACGCUGCCAGAACUGCUCUACUCUCAAACCACUGGAAUGAUGUUUGGUUGCAGCAUGGGAGGCUUGCAUUCGAUUGUGACUUCACAUAUAGUGUCGAUGAGGGCCACGAUGAUGAAGGCAGAACUCUAGUUGACAUAAUAAAUGAUAUUCUCCUAUCCCGUGCUGGACCGGUUAAGAAAUUUACUCUAGGGAUUAAUAAUUAUUAUCCUGAGCUGCGGCAGUCUGAUUUCAAUAGGUGGUGUCUUUUUCUAUCAAGAAAUGGUGUGGAGGAGCUUAACAUAGGAUUUUUUAAUAGAGAUACUGAUUAUAAGCUACCAUUUUGUAUACUCUCGUGCCCCACAAUUAAGCAACUGAGUGUCGAUGUUACCUCUAUUGAUUUGCCGGUAAAUAAUGUUGGUGGUAUAUUUUCCAAUGUGACUUCAUUAUUUUUCCAGGCUGUUGAAUUUAGACGCACUGUUAAUGGAACUGCCUCUAGUAUUAGUAUUCCUAACCUUGAGAGGCUGAAUUUCUUAGAUUGUGUAGGGAUUACUAAAUUUGAGAUCAGCGCUUCAAAACUUGAAAUGUUAUCUGUUCGUAAUUCUGUGCAUGAUGUGGUUGAUUCAAGAUGGUUGACACCACAUUUGAAAGCAAUUAAGGCUCUUUGGUUGUGUGACUCUUCCUUGCCGUAUAUGGACGCAUCUUUGUUUGCGACUGCAAUAAAUCUCCAAGUACUGGGGUUGGAUGACUUAAGUUUUGGUAGUGAGAAUCAGCUCGCCGUUGUUAUGCAAUUGCUUCAAAAGUGCCCCAACCUAUGUGAAUUGGGAAUUAUGGCUGAUCAGGCAGUAUGCAAACGUGAUAUAGAAGCUGCUUCAAGUCUUUUGGAGGAUCUAGAUGGUUGCUUUAUUGUUCAGGAUCUAAAGAUGCUUAACACAAUCAAGAUUGAAUCAUUUAAUGGAUCAACAAAUGAAAUGCUUUUUGUAAAAUUGCUGCUCUCAAAUUCCCCCGCACUAGAGAAAGUUGUUAUUAUGGAAUAUCAUUAUAUUGACAGAUCCGUAGCUGUCAGAAGCCAAAGGGAGUUGUUGCGUUUUCCUCGUGCAUCUCCAAAAGCCCAAAUUAUUUGCAUGGAACACGAUCGCUCUAUGUUGGGUUGGGCCAUGGGCGAAUUGUGGUCAAUAGGGGCUUUGAUGUAAAGAUGAUAAAAGCGUAGCUCUGGUGAACAUGAUAAAUGACAGUCGAUCUCUUGCGCCAUGCCUGUCGGCCGCCGUGUUAAGAAAUUUACUCUCUGCACUCCCUGUGGAGUAAGAAACCGAUCCUAUAGAGUAUAUAUUUGGCAAUCAUGAUUUUCUUUUUCCUUAAUUUCCUCAUGGUUGUACUUAAUUUUCAUUUCUUGUUAAGUUGUAGACGUGUUUAUCUGAUGAGAUAAGGACUUUAGGAAUUGAGUAUUGUGCAGCUCCAUUGCAUGGUUUAAAGUAGAAAUGUAAUCAAUGGUUGUCCUGAAUUGUUGUAAACAUCUGUAAGACAAGGAUGACAUCUUAUUUUGCUAA